CCUGCCCCGCGCCCGGGAGCGGAGGAGAGUAAAUACAACAGGAGCGCAAAAUGGCGGACCCGCCGAGCCCAGUGGACGGCGCUGCUGCCGCCGCCGCAGCCGCUGUCGCCUCGGAGAAAGAACCGUUUGGCAAAUUGCAGCCCUCCUUCCGGGAUCCACCGGGUCCUCUGUCGGCCAAGAAGGUCCGUACUGAGGAGAAGAAGGCGCCACGGAGACUGAACGGAGAGGGGGGCAGCGGCGGGAACAGCAGGCAGCUGCAGCCGCUGGCGGCACCUUCGCCUCAGAGCUAUGGCAGCCCCGCGUCUUGGAGCUUUCCCGGGCUGUCUGCUGUCCCCUCCUCGUCCUCUGCUCGGAGCAGUUUCUCUUUUUCCGCUGGCUCGGCGGUCCCUUCCUCAGCCUCCGCUUCCUCGUCUCAGCCGGUGCCGCGCAAACUGCUGGUCCCUCCUACGCUGCUGCACGCUCAGCCUCACCAUCUCUUGCUGCCGGCCGCCGCCUCCUCGGCCAACGCCAAGCCGCGGCGACCUAAGGAGAAGCGAGAGAAGGAAAGGAGGAGGCACGGCCUUGGCGGGGCAGGCGAGGCCGGCGGGGCCGCCCGGGAGGAGAACGGGGACGUGAAGCCGCUGCCGCGAGAUAAAAUCAAAGACAAAAUUAAAGAGCGAGAUAAGGAAAAAGAGAGAGAGAAGAAAAAGCAUAAAGUAAUGAAUGAGAUCAAGAAAGAAAAUGGAGAAGUAAAAAUUUUGCUGAAAAGUGGGAAGGAGAAACCAAAAACAAAUGCCGACGACUUACAAAUUAAAAAAGUAAAGAAGAAAAAGAAAAAGAAACAUAAAGAGAAUGAAAAACGGAAGCGUCCAAAAAUGUAUAGCAAAUCUAUUCAAACCAUCUGCUCAGGAUUGCUAUCUGAUGUUGAAGAUCAAGAAGCCAAAGGCAUCCUAAAUGAUAAUAUAAAGGAUUACAGUGGAAAGAGUUUGGAUAGCAAGAACUAUGAGUCCAAAAUUCCUGAGAAUAGUGAGUUUCCAUUUGUCUCAUUAAAGGAGCCACGGGUUCAGAAUAACCUCAAAAGGUUGGACACUUUGGAGUUCAAGCAGCUCAUUCAUAUUGAGCACCAGCCUAAUGGAGGUGCAAGCGUUAUCCAUGCCUACAGUAGUGAACUCUCCCACCUGUCUCCUGUGGAGAUGAAGAGGUUUGCAGAAGAGUUUGUGGAUCUAGUGUUCAGUGAAAAUGAAAACUCUGCAGCUUUCUAUGUAAUGGGUAUUGUUCAUGGGGCAGCUACUUACUUACCUGACUUUUUAGACUACUUUUCAUUUAAUUUUCCCAAUUCGCCAGUGAAAAUGGAGAUAUUAGGAAAGAAGGAUAUAGAAACGACGACUAUGUCCAAUUUUCAUGCUCAGGUAAAAAGAACAUAUUCUCACGGUACUUACAGAGCUGGCCCAAUGCGACAGAUCAGCUUGGUGGGAGCAGUUGAUGAAGAAGUGGGAGAUUACUUCCCUGAGUUCCUUGACAUGUUGGAAGAUUCACCAUUUUUAAAAUGUACACUGCCAUGGGGGACACUAUCUAGUCUAAAAUUAGAGAGUCGAAAAGACAGUGAUGAUGGUCCCAUCAUGUGGGUACGCCCAGGAGAACAAAUGAUCCCUGUGGCUGAUAUGCCAAAGUCACCUUUCAAAAGGAAAAGAACUACCAAUGAAAUAAAAAACCUGCAGUACCUACCUCGAACCAGUGAGCCCCGUGAGAUGCUCUUUGAAGACAGGACAAGAGCCCAUGCAGAUCAUAUAGGACAAGGUUUUGAACGACAGACUACAGCUGCUGUUGGAGUGUUGAAGGCCGUGCACUGUGGAGAGUGGCCUGCUCAACCCCGAAUAACCAAAGAUGUAAUUUGUUUUCAUGCUGAAGAUUUCUUAGAAGUAGUUCAACGAAUGCAGUUAGAUUUACAUGAACCUCCACUGUCCCAGUGCGUCCAGUGGGUUGAUGAUGCAAAACUUAAUCAACUGAGGAGGGAAGGCAUCCGCUAUGCCAGGAUUCAGCUGUAUGAUAAUGACAUUUAUUUUAUUCCAAGGAAUGUUGUUCAUCAGUUUAAGACAGUUUCAGCAGUGUGCAGUUUAGCAUGGCACGUUCGACUCAAAUUAUAUCACUCAGAGGAGGAGACUGCUCAGAAUACAGCUACUCAUGAAACAGGCACAUCACCAGAAUCCACAUCAUCAGUUCUUGGACCUCACACGGACCACGUGGUUUGUGCUGUAAGCAAAACCUCCUUGGAUUCUAAUUUUUCAGACAGACUUCAUUCUAAAUCUGAAUUACAGCAGAUUAAACAUGAACCUAUUGCAUCUGUAAGAAUCAAGGAAGAACCUGUGAAUGUUUAUAUUCCUGAAAAGACUAGAGCACCGAAUAAUAUGGAUGGCAAGAAUGUUAAAGCAAAAUUGGAUCAUGUUCAAUUUACAGAAUUUAAGAUUGACAAGGACUCUAAAUUUGAAAACAGCAACAGAGAUUUAAAGGAAGAAUUGUGCCCUGGAAGUCUCUUAAGUCUAGUUGAUACAAGGCAACACAGUUCAGCACAUUCAAAUCAAGAUAGAAAAGAUGAUGACAUUCUGUGCUAAAUUUGUACAUACCAUUUAAAAUUCUUUUUUUUUUUUUAAAGUUAAUAAUGUAAUAAAGAUUCAUGAAUUCUGAAAGCAAGCCAAGUACUUGCUCCCAAGUCUGUUACAAAAUAGAGUUUAUGUAGCUUUGUAACAUUCCUCAGUGCCUGUCCAUAACUGUGAAGGAUCAAAGCACUUAGGGCCAGAUGCACUGUAAACAUAACAGGUUUAAACAAAAGGAGUCUUUAAGAAUCAUUUGAUUUGGAAUUGUAGGUUUUAGAAUAGAGCUGACAUUAACAUAUAUAUAUAUAUAUAUAUAUAUACAUAUAUAUAUAUUUUGUAAUAUGAGCCAGAAUUCUUUUUUGACAAUUUAAGGCUUUUCCAUAGAGCUUAUUUAUACCAAUUUUUUUUUUCAUUUUAAUGUGUCAGCACUGUAGUGUAAAUAGCUUUUUAAAAAUCUUUUUAGUGUGAUUUAUACGGAAAUGUGAGCCACUUAAUAAAGGUUCAUGAUAAUAAAUAGUUUUCUGUUGGGUCUGCAAAAAGACAAACUGACAAUUCAGUUAAAUCAUUUAUUUGGUCUGUUAUGUUUCUGCUGGUGUAUCCAUUUAGAGUGGUAAUGGAGUGCAAAUGUACGUAUUCGAAUCUAGUGAAUAUUUAAAUUCCCCACACUGUGUAGGCAUUUUUAAAACCAAGAUUCAGUUAUGAAAGCAUAUUUAUAUAUGUGUGUGUAUGUAUGGGAAUAUAUAUAGAUAUGUAUAUCAUAUUUUGCAUAACUUCUUAAAUUGCUGAAUAAGAUGAGUAUGUGAAUCUUCCUAGCCUCACUCCCUGGAAUACAUUUUAAAAUAUUUAUAUUCAACAUUCAGAAAGCAGUUUAGGUAAUAGAAGCAGUUUUAUAAAGUUGGGAGAAACAAGGUCUGUUAGUGGUAUUUAACUCUUAUAACUCAUGAAGCUACAUGGUCAGAUUACAUAGCCCUAACGUAAGUCGUCUCUAUAGUGCUUGGAAUGAGAAAAAGUUGAGAAUUUUCUUACUAAUAAGCACCUGUACUAUAUUUAAUAGUAGCUUAGUAAAAAUCUGUAGUUACAGAAUGUUCAGUUGUGAGCAGUUAAAAUCCUCUUUUAAAUUUUUCUCGCAGAACAGGAGGAAAGUAUGACAAAUACAAAAUCUUAAGGGCCAUGAUUCAACUGCCAUAUACAGAGAUAUAACUAACAAAAUAAGUUGUGUUACCUCAUUUUUCUAAGGAUCCUUCUCCCUACCCUGGCAAGGUAAAAAACUCAGAGUACUGUUUUGUUUUGUUUAAAAAAAAAAAAAAGCUCUGGAAAGUAAAAUUAGGAUAGGAAACAGGAUUCCCAGUGCCUAGCUAAAGAUUAAAACAAACCUCUUCAGUGACAGACUUCAGCACUAUUUGAGACUGCUUCCACUACUGUAAUUAAAAGGCAAACAGAUGUUUUUAAUGUAUCCUUUGAUAACAGAAACUCUGCUCAUUGGACAUUUAUUUAUCUUUGGUAUUUUUCUGGGCUCAUACUUUGGUUGAUGACUUUUAACUGAGAUUCUUUGUGCUGUCUUUGGUUUAGUGUUGCUGUUGAAAUUGAAAUUGUUUCUGCUCCAGCCUCAUUUGUGGUACCCAUAAAACUGCUUAUCUUUAUGGUUAGGAAGAAGCCACUUAAGAAGCAUUUCACCAGAAAAGAUCAGUUGCAGCAGUGAGGUCAUUUCUGGCCCACAGUUUAAAAGGGUUAGGCAAAUACUGUAGGAAAUCUCAUUGGUUUAUAGGAAAUCAAUAUAUUUGCAAUAUAGGAAUUUUCAUGGGAUAAGGAAGGUAUAAAUCAUAUUGUAAAUAGGGAUUUGGUUUUAUAUGUUACGGUCUUAGUCUGCUCCUCACCACUUUAAUCUUCUCUUUUAAGCUAAAUUUAUCAUUUGCAUCUACCUUUUGGGGAAAAAGUUCGUAACAAACCAGUAUUGAGAAACAGGAGAGCAUGUGGUUAAUGUUUCCUUUUUUUAAAAUUGAAGGGCGAUAUAUUUAACAAUAUUUUAGUUUUCCAGUAGUAUACACAUAGAUGCACGAGAUCAUACAGUAAUAAAAUGUCUUUAGGGUAUCCCUCCAAAAUAUUUUGAGCCUUAAACUUUUAACUAAAAGAUGUAUCUAAAACAACCACAGUGGUUGCUUUUAGGUAUAGUUCCUUAUAUAACCAGUACUCAAAACUUCUCCAUAUUCUGAAAAUUCAAUGUUUUGUAAAAUGCAUUUUUACAUUUGACAAAAUGUAUGCAUUUAGCAAUAUAAAUAUAUGAAAUAUAAAUCAGUGGGCUCAGGAUUUCAAGAUACAGCUUUGUCACCUUGAAUAAGGUAAUAUCCCUUGUCUUAUGGGUUAUAAUUUUAAAAUCCUCUUCAGAUGCAAUCUAAGAACCUGCUGAUUACCUUUGUUAAACACAGAUAAUUUCUAUUUCAAUAUUGCAUUAUAUUAAAGGUUUCCUAGUUACUACAUUCCAGUUCUUUAUCUGAACGUAAGUUUUUUUGUUGAUAUUUCUAAUUUCUUGGACCAGAACGAUAAAGCACUUGAGAUGUAGUUUCUGUAUGAUCUUAUGCUAAAUAAACAGUCAUCAUGUAAAUUAUUAAACUGAUACACAGACCUUUAAAAAAAACUAAGGUACCUCAGUGGUGUCUGCUACAGUGUUUGCUUUUUGUUUUUUGUUUCUUUUUAAUUAUUUUGAUUCAUACCCUUUAGCUAUGGAAGAAGUAGAAUCUUUUCCAUUCUCAGGUUAGCUGGUUAGCUAGCAAAAGAAUUAAGCAUUUGUGAUAUUUAGUUGAAAACUUGACUGAAGCCAUAUUCAUUAUCUCCCUUGUCCUGAAGGCUGCUGACCUUAAAUAAAAAUUAGGUUGAUCUGGCACAACACUCCGUGUAUGUGUGUGUGUGUGUGUACACGCACGUGAGAGAGAUUAUUGGAAAUACUUUGUUUAUUCCCAUAUAGACUCAUUUUCAAUCCAUUCUAUAAUGGGAGGGAGGGGUCCAGAAAGGGUAGGACAAAUUUUAUUUCUUGUGUUAUGUCUUCAAGGUAUUUCAUUAGUGUUCCUGAGUGUGAAAUGGUUUUUUUCCCCAAAUACUUCUUGCGGGUGAGAUCAUUUUUGUAAAUAAUAGAUUAGCACUGUUUUGGUAAAUUUGCAUUCAGUUAUUUUGUUGGACAAGUUUAUUGUCAUGUAAAGCAAAUAUCUAAAAAUUCAUUUUACAUUUAGCAGAGAUACAGGAUUUGUUUUUAGAGUUUGAGAGGAAUUUUCCUUGUCUUCCACCUUCAAUAAAUACUAAAAUUGAUAACUGUAAUCUUUUUACCUUUGUUUUGUAUUAUUUUCUUACAUUUGACAUUUUAUUUUCAUCUCGUCUUUAAAAGUUCUUGUUUCUGUCUUCAACUGAAACCGUAAGACCUUGAAAGUGAUUUCGAUCUGAAAGUCUUUUUUCUCUUAAAAAUUAUGAGAAGUUGACUCAUAUACCAGCCUAGAAUAUUGAGGAUUACCUAAAGCAAGGCUGUUAAACUAGUUUGGUGUGGGUGCUGAGAUCACAUGCCAAGUCACUUCCCUUCCCUCUAGACAGGACUAUUUCUGUCCCAGGAGGGGAAGACAAAAGUGCAUUGUUUUCAAAAUAACUUUUAAGCUGGUAAAAAGUGACAUGAUGGAUUUUAGGUCUUCAGAGUGAUAGAAGAGCUCUUGACUAUUAAUCUUCCACCCGAUGUAACUACGUUGAUAUGUAAAGAGAAUUUUACUGGUUUUAGAAUGCUUUGUCUAUUUCAUGAAAGAGUUAUGUUUGACAUGUUUGGCUCUGACAGUGUACCUCAGAUAAAAUAAUUAAAAGGAUAACUCGAAAGAAGUAUAAAUUUCUCUCUCUGCUCUGGCUUUUCUCUCUUUAACAUACUGCAUAUUGCAGAUGGAAACCCAUUGCUUUUUAGAAUGUCAACACAAGAGGCUAAAAGCAGAGAUGCCUUUUGUUCUUUAAGUUUAUAGAUGUUGUAUGUCAUAUCUCUACUGGGAGAUCAGGGAAAGGAGGGGAUAACAUCUUGCAUUUCAGAUUAUCUUCCCUCUAGGACUAUAGACCUAAUCAGGGCGUGUGAAUGAGCUGAGAAUAUAAAUGUGGGCAAAUGUAAUUUAUGUUAAUUAGAAAUUAAAAGUAAAAUUAAAACAUACUACUUAUAUUUGCCUUCCAAGACUACACUCUUAAAAUACGUCUGGAUCCUUCCACAUAUUUUGAAAUUUAGAAUUUAUGCAUCUGUUUUUUUAAAAUGUCAUAUCUGUAUGCUUCCCUAUAAAUUCUUUGCUUUGGUACUAUUGAAGACUACAAACAGGCAGAUUCAGAGACAAGUCAGCAUAUUUGCAAAUUAUUUUGCAUAAUAUGGUGCUUAAAAGUUUUAUUUGGACUGGCAGUUCCACAUCCUCCCUCUACCCAAGUUUCUUCUUUGAAAUUUUGUUUUUGUUUUUAACUGAGCCAGACAUUUAUAUGAAAAAUCAUGAGUCUUUCUU
Molecule: messenger RNA, 7063 nt
Organism: Mustela erminea (ermine)
Lineage: Eukaryota; Metazoa; Chordata; Mammalia; Carnivora; Mustelidae
Gene: RSBN1L
Product: round spermatid basic protein 1 like
Exons: 8
Coding region: 51-2588 (845 amino acids)
Cellular component (GO): nucleus
Source: RefSeq, a predicted model, not a curated record